Messenger RNA from Sarcophilus harrisii (Tasmanian devil), 1264 nucleotides. RefSeq names its product integrin subunit beta 1 binding protein 1 (gene ITGB1BP1). NCBI's taxonomy places the organism in Eukaryota, Metazoa, Chordata, Mammalia, Dasyuromorphia, Dasyuridae. Gene Ontology annotation, molecular function: integrin binding. The transcript has 8 exons. Bases 312 to 914 code for a protein of 200 amino acids. Gene Ontology annotation, cellular component: cytoskeleton; cell periphery; lamellipodium. Gene Ontology annotation, biological process: negative regulation of focal adhesion assembly; negative regulation of substrate adhesion-dependent cell spreading. The record is from RefSeq and is a predicted model, not a curated record.
ACUCCAAGCGGAGAGGUGAGAGGAAGGGAAGGGAAAGGAAAUUAAAAAAAAAAGCGGAGUGGGCGUGGCUGCCUCCGGCACCUCUGCUGGCGGUGUGAGCAGUCCCACCCUGGAGUCUCCGCACUUCCCGGUGGCGGCGAGUUUCAACUAUAGUGAGUAUAAGAGUCUGGAUCUGUUCUGACUACUUAGAGCUUCCUGGAAUGAAAUCUGUUUUAGCUACAGGAUAACCCAUAUGUCUCAAGUUCUAUGUUCUCAUGAAGAAAAGCAUUUCUCUACUACAGGGGAGGUUAUGGAUCCAACUAUGGUGAAAAAUGUUUCGAAAAGGCAAAAAGCGACACAGUAGUAGCAGUUCCCAAAGUAGUGAAAUCAGUACUAAGAGCAAGUCUGUAGACUCUAGUCUUGGUGGACUUUCAAGAUCAAGUACUGUAGCAAGCCUUGAUACAGAUUCAACCAAAAGCUCAGGGCAAAGUAACAGUAAUUCUGAUACCUGUGCGGAAUUUCGAAUUAAAUAUGUUGGUGCCAUUGAGAAACUGAAACUCACUGAUGGGAAAAAUCUUGAAGGGCCACUGGAUCUCAUAAAUUAUAUUGAUGUGGCGCAGCAAGAUGGAAAGUUACCAUUUGUUCCUCUGGAAGAAGAGUUCAUCAUGGGAGUUUCUAAAUAUGGCAUUAAAGUAUCAACAUCAGAUCAAUAUGACGUUUUACACAGACAUGCUCUGUAUUUAAUCAUCCGGAUGGUGUGUUAUGAUGACGGUCUAGGAGCAGGAAAAAGCUUACUGGCACUCAAGACCACAGACACAAACUAUGAAGAGUAUAGUCUAUGGGUGUACCAGUGUAACAGCCUGGAACAAGCACAAGCUAUUUGCAAAGUUUUAGCCACAGCUUUUGAUUCUGUAUUAACAUCUGAGAAAUCAUGAGUUUCUGCUAGAAUGGAAGAUAAAUAACUUCAUUUGAAAGAACCCAGCAUUCAAAUGAAACAGGUGAACUUUUAUCUCCCCUGAAGAAUAAAGAAUCCUCAUUCCUGUUCAUAAAGAAGAAAAUGCAUUUUUAAAAUACUGAUCAUUUCAACCCUGCAAAUGUAUUAUUUUCUAAGCUCUCCAAAGCAUUUCUAAAAUCCAGUUGAGUGUUAUGGCUAUCAUUGAAAUGAACUUUCUCCUUGGAUUAUAAAAGCCUGCAUGCUGAAUUUUACCCCCUAGCAUACUCAUCUUAGGACCAGAAAGUAUUCUGUGUAAAAACAUUUUAAUGUGUAAUAAACAUUGCAACUUAG